Rosa rugosa (rugosa rose) is the source of this 510-nucleotide messenger RNA. Its product is annotated as small ribosomal subunit protein mL104 (rPPR9)-like. Lineage: Eukaryota; Viridiplantae; Streptophyta; Magnoliopsida; Rosales; Rosaceae. Gene Ontology annotation, molecular function: protein binding. The record is from RefSeq and is a predicted model, not a curated record. The transcript has a single exon. The coding region runs from base 1 to 510 and encodes 169 amino acids.
AUGGUGAUCAACAUAUAUAAGAUGCUAAACUUGAGGAAAGAAUUUUCUGCUCAACUAUGGUACAGAUUUCUGCUUCCGUUAGGGCUUUUAGUGGAGACGGUCUCAUCUGAGAAGAUGGUGAAAGGUUUGGUUAAUGAGUUUUUCCCUGAUGAGUAUGUUUGCGAUUUGCUUAUUAAGGGGUGGUAUGUGGAUGGGAAGCUUGAAGAGGCUAGGAGAUUGGCUGGGGAGAUGUGUAGGGGAGGGUUUGAGAUUGGGACUAGUGCCUUCAAUGCCAUUCUUGAUUGCGUGUGUAAGCUUUGCAGGAAAAAGGACCCCUUUCGGCUUCAUUUUGAGGCUGAGCAGAUUUUGGUGGAUAUGGAGUUCCAUGGUGUGCCGAGAAAUGUGGAGACUUUCAAUGUGCUGAUUACUAAUUUGUGUAAGAUUAGGAAGACCGAGGACGCAUUGAAUUUGUUUCAUAGAAUGGGGGAGUGGGGGUGUUCUCCUAACGAGACUACAUUUCUUGAAACUUGA